This is a messenger RNA of Dreissena polymorpha, 1002 nucleotides long. RefSeq names its product probable gluconokinase. The transcript is spliced from 5 exons. The record is from RefSeq and is a predicted model, not a curated record. Gene Ontology annotation, cellular component: cytoplasm. Bases 16 to 606 code for a protein of 196 amino acids. Gene Ontology annotation, molecular function: gluconokinase activity. Lineage: Eukaryota; Metazoa; Mollusca; Bivalvia; Myida; Dreissenidae.
GAAACUCUGAGUCACAUGAUCAACUACAAAGGUCAAGGUUACAAGCAGGUGCCCGAUUAUGCUAUCACGACGACAGUUGGUGAAGCUUUGGCCAAAAAAACUGGUUGGAUGUUUGCUGAUGCAGACGACUUUCAUUCACAAUCAAACAAGAACAAAAUGUCUCAAGGGCUGCCCUUGACUGAUGAGGACAGAAUGCCUUGGUUAAACGCCAUUUAUCAGCAUUUGAACAGUUUAAAACUCAGCAGCCAGUCAGGUAUUGUCACUUGCUCAGCAUUAAAGAAACAAUAUCGCAAUAUUCUUAGAAACGGAGCCACUUAUGACAGACCUAAGACAUCUGCCGAAAACUCUACAAGUGAAGUCCAGAAUGUUUGUGACCAUGUAGAAGAGGGUGGUCUUGAUUUAGUGUUUAUUCACCUAGCUGGUGAGGAAAGUGUGUUAAGGUCAAGGCUGGAAGGUCGUCAGGGUCACUUCAUGCCUCAAACUCUGUUGCGAUCCCAGCUUGAUACUUUAGAGCCUCUUGCUGAAGAUGAAAAUGGAAUAGUAUUGGAUAUUGACAGGCCAUGUGACGCUAUCGUAGAGGAGAUUGUGAAGAAAUUGGACUUGUAGUAAAAAUAGAAACUUCAAUGUUUUGUAAAAUGUGAAGAAAGAAAAUAUAGAAGAAAAGCCUGCUACAAAAUGCCCCCAAAAGUGCUGAUAUUGAAACUGAUAUGAUAGAUAUUAGUUUUGACCUUCUCAUGUGAGCUUUAUAGUUUUGAAAGACUUGGCCUUAUAGAGAGACUGUUGAGUCUGUUUCCUGGGAAUAACCACUACUUGGUGUCUUUGAAAAGAUCUAAAGAAUGCUCCAUCAAUGGGGAUCGAAUCUGAGACCUUUCGGCUGCAAGGCAUAGAAAAAACAUAUGAAAAUGCACAAAGGCCACAUUGCAAUAAUGAGCUAACAAAUGUACUUCUAAUUGUAAGUGUGAAGAAAGUCGGCUUUUAUAAUAAAGAAUUUAUGAUAUGACA